Messenger RNA from Scedosporium apiospermum, 1857 nucleotides. RefSeq lists its product as uncharacterized. Lineage: Eukaryota; Fungi; Ascomycota; Sordariomycetes; Microascales; Microascaceae. The record is from RefSeq and is a predicted model, not a curated record. The transcript is spliced from 5 exons. Bases 1 to 1857 code for a protein of 618 amino acids. Gene Ontology annotation, molecular function: DNA-binding transcription factor activity, RNA polymerase II-specific; zinc ion binding; RNA polymerase II cis-regulatory region sequence-specific DNA binding. Gene Ontology annotation, cellular component: nucleus. Gene Ontology annotation, biological process: positive regulation of transcription from RNA polymerase II promoter by galactose; DNA-templated transcription.
AUGCGCGUCAGAGAAUUGAACAUCCCCCGAAAGUCUCGCACACUUUACGAUACGAGUGGUAGAAUAGGAGACUGCGCCGCUCCCGCUUUUCUCCAACAUCUCCAGGGAUUCCUCGAGAGCGAGCUAUGUCUCUCAGCAGAGCACUCGGGCUUCUCGAAAUUAACCGCGAUUGAGGAGAUUCCUCUCUAUGAGGUGGAAGCUCGGCCGCCGGGAGGACCUGGGAGUGUCUGCGAUCUGCAGGACUUAAUAGAGGUGUACUUUGCCUCUUCCUGCGGAAUAUUAGACAUCAUUGAUCGGUGCCAAGUCGAUGGCCUCCUUCAGAGCUGGAAGAGCUACAGUCUAGCGGAUACCGGACGCACGGCAGUGCUCUUUUUGAUUCUCGCAUACGGUGCCCAAUCGCGAAGUGGGAGUGUAGCCGAUAUGCAGUACUCUCAGUACUAUUACCAUCACGGUCGACGGUUAGCGCUCCUCGAGCUGACGAAUGAACCAAGCGUCGAGACUGUUCAGGCAUUCGUCCUAAUCUCGCUUUACAUGCUCGCUUCUUCUCAGCGGAACGCGUCCUUCCUUAACCUUGGCAUAGCAAUCAGUGCGGCCAAGUCUCUUGGCUUUCACCGCGAUGAUGUCAACGCCAUGUUUCCCGAGAACAACACCAACCUGAGGAGCCGGAUCUGGAGAUCUCUCCGAUAUCACGACUUAUUCUUCUGCGCUAUGAUGGGGCGAACUCCAUCAACCUUGACCACAGAUUCCUGUUAUUCAGAUAAGCAAGUCCAAGACCAGAAUAUGUCAGGGUCGGACUCGGGCCAGCAACUUGCUCUCACCGAGGCCGUGCGUGCCUUUUCCAUCCUCGAGCGCACGGUUUCGGAAAUAUACACCAAAAACACAGCAUCACUCGCUCAUCUCGAGUCUCUUGCUCGAGAACUGCAAGCGGCCACCUCGAGUAUCCCCCCGGAACUCCGUACCGUAACUGCCGCGGAGAGUCCAGAGCAGAGACAUGUCAUCAGGAAUGCGCAUGUCGCCUGUAGCUAUUAUUUCAGCAUGAUGAUACUAACUCGCCCAUUCUUGAUUUCUUGCAUUCAACAAAAGUGCGGUCGGGCAGGCGAUAAAUCCAGGGCUGAUGUCCCACCAACCGAAGGCGAGGAUUCCCCUCUCAGCCCGGAGAUCACGCAAGGUGCACUUGCCUCGAUAGAUUCAGCUAUUCACGUCACCCAACUUAUCCACGAGCUCUUAACAACCCACAUGCUCUUCAACAAUAUGGUACUCAUCAUUGCAAUGGUGUUUGUUGCGUCUCUCACGAUAUGUUCCGCUCAUCUGGGCCGCCUCGGCUACCAGGCAAGCAAUGAAUUGGCUAUCCGCCAAGCCGAGGAGAUCCUGCAGCAUUUCUCACACCACACUAGGCAAGGGAAGCGGUAUGGGGAUAUUCUGAAAAAGUUAUACAAAGCAGCGAGGGUUUAUCGGGAAGCUGUUGAGCGGAGAUCUUCUGGCGCCCCGACCUUAGAGAUGCCUGAACUCUUCAGUUUGAGUAAUAGUGGCCGCGAAGAAGCCUGGAAAACCGACGACAUUCCAUCAGAACGGCAGGAAAUUGUCGAACAAAAUCAGGGAGAUCGUGAUGGCUCUGAUUCCUCAACCGAAAGCCUUGUAAUACCCGGGAACAGUACGUCGAUUGAAGCGGCCUUCUGGGGUCCGGCUUGGCAGGAAGGGCUGUGGCUGACAUCGCCAGAGAUUUCAAUAACUGAUCUCAUUGACUCCUUCAAUCAGACUGGGGGCGGCUCGAUUGCGGACAGUAUGCCAUUCACUGGUAUUCAAGGCUACACACACGCCACCUCACAUCAGAGUGGCCAUAUCUGGGGUUUCGAUUAG